CGCAUCGAAUGGCAAUAUUUUCGAUGGAUACCCACCCUUAUCUUUAAUUAACACAAAGAGCCUACUUAAAAAAAAUUAAAAAAUAAACAAAAAUUGUUAUGGAUACGCCAAAAAUUUUAGUAUAAAUAGCAGGAAUUUCUGCGAACAAAUUCAUUUUACUCUGAACAUCCAGACGAUGAACACCUCUCAAGAAUGAAGAACUAGCAAUAAGUUCAGUGACGUCGGAGGCUUCGGUCCUUCGGAAACCUGCCUUUUUUACGAUCUGGAGAUAAGAGAAUCCGUGUUAUAAGUGAAUAGGAACUCCAAAGACAUCAGUGCGAAAAUAAAUAUUACCAGCUGCGGGAUUCCAGUUUAUCGAAGGUGUUUGUGAAAUGGAAAAUGCGAAUAUGACACGAGCGAGAGUGAGACAGAACUGUCCAAAUGUCAAUUGUUGAACUCUGUUCAGCAGUCCGUCAAAUGUAUCAAGUUCAAAGUUAAACUGAAUUGUCGUGAAACAUGGACGACGAGUAUUAUGAUUCGUCCAAUGAGGAAAAGGACAUCAAACCCAUUAUUUCAUCACCUACGUCGUAUUCGGAACCGUUAAGCCUACAUCAGGAAUUGGAAAGGGGUCCCAAAAAGUGGUCGCCAAGUUCCCUACAAGAUUCCAACAGAAAAAGCGCGUUCCAACCCUAUAAACAGAGCUACACAUUCAACACAGUCCUCACAAACCUUCAAAGAGGCAAUACUCAAGCAGAAACUCCUCUGCCACAACCCACAGAGGUGAAUUUGUACACCAGGGCAGGCCAGGGUGAAAUCACAGAAGAGGACCUUAAAUUAGAGGAUAUCGACAAGUGUGAUAGCAAUGGAUUGACAUUACUCCAUUGGGCUUGUGCAUAUGGUCAAUUUAAUACUGUUGAGUUGCUGUUGCAUCAUGACACUGAAGUUAAUAAAUUGGGACCAGAUGAAGAGACCCCCUUGAUCUUGGCAGCCAAUGGAGGCCAUCAUGAAGUUGUAAGGCUAUUACUAAGAUAUGGAGCAGAUGUGAACCAUGUUGAUCAUCUAUGUAAUACAGCUUUAAUGUAUGCGGCUCGUGGAAAUCAUCCUCAUACAUGUCAAGAAUUAUUAUUACAUGGUGCAGAUUUUGCAGUAGUUAACUUCAAUGAUGAUACAGCACAUGUUAUUGCCAUUGAAAAUAACAGUAAUUUAGCCCAAGCUGUGAUUGAAAAUUUCAUUAUAACGAGAUUAGAAAUUGGUAUUUGAAGAUGCUGUGAAAAAUUUGAGACUGAAAAGAACCCAAGAAAACAUGAUUCGAAAUUAUCACCUGAUGGCAAAGAGAUGAAGUUUAAGGAUACAAAAUUUGAUAAGUAAUGUACUCUCACGAUAUUUUCAAUUGGUGAAAUAUUUUUACAAUUAGUGACACAAUUUUUAAAUUUUUAGUAGUAUAUACUACAAAAUUAUUUGUAAGUUAUAAUUUGAAUUCCAAUGCUGAUUAUUUUCUGAAUAAUGGAAACUGUGUAUUCCUUAUUGACAGUCAUUAAAUCAUUCCAUAAUGUGAGGUUGUUGAUAAUGCUUUACUGAGGUCACUAAGUAACACUAUUCUGCAGUGCGGUUUGCAGCAUACUUAUAAAUAGGGAUUGUGGCAAAAAAAGUUGACACAGAAUGCUAAUUAAUGUAUCAAAGGACAACCACUAAUUUAUUUGUGAAAUCUUUUUGAUACAUGAAUAAUUAGUUUGUCUGCUUUUUUUAUUACUGACAUGUUUAUCAGUUUGCUGCGAAUCAAGCUGCAAGAAAAGUGUUAUUUACUGAUCGAAGAAAAUUAUUAUCAACUAGUUCACAUUAUGGAAUUGAGGUAAUGAACAAUUGUACAAAGCUAUUCCAUAAAAUUUGUUGUCCAAAGAAUUCAUAAAUUCCAAAUUGACAGUGUCAUUUACAUCAUUCCAUAAGGUGAGGUAGUUGGUAAGACUUUACUGAGGUCACUAAGUAGCACUAUUCUGCAGUGCGGUUUGCAGCAUACUUAUAAAUAGGGAUUGUGGCAAAAAAUUGACACAGAAUGCUGGUUCAUGUAUCAAAGGACAAUCACUAAUUUAUUUGUGAAAUCUUUUUGAUACAUGAAUAAUUAGUUUGUCUGCUUUUUUUAUUACUGACAUGUUUAUCAGUUUGCUGCGAAUCAAGCUGCAAGAAAAGUGUUAUUUACUGGCUGAAGAAAAUUCUUUUCAUCCACUUCACUAUGUGGAAUUGAGAAAAUGAACAAUUGUAGAAAGUUAUUCCAUAGUUUGUAUUACAGGUCAAAAAAAUUUUUUUUAAAUUUCACGUUGUCUAGUUUUUUAAUCAAUGGAAUUUGUGAAUUUUUCAAAUUAAGUAAAUGUAACCUGUCAUAAAUAUAGUUUCCAUUAUUACACUUAAAAUAUUUAUUAAGCAACAUGCUAAAAAUCAGCAAUUUAAUUAAAACACAAGGAAAAUAGUUAUUACAAUUAGAUUGGUAGCUGGCAUAUAUUUACUGUAGUAAGGGAACAAUAUUUGAUUAUAACGAGAAUAUCAGGGAACUAAUAAAAUUUGUAGUGGGAUAGGGAAUUACUGAUAUGAAUAAUUGCUCAUAUCGUACAAAACUUCGAAACAUGAGCGAAAGGAAGGUCAAUGAAUGAUUAAUGUAAUAGAAAAUAUUUCCUAGCUCCAUUCUUGACCGCACGGGAUCUAAAACUUUCUCAGUAUGCUCAAAUAGUUCUGCUUUGUCAUCUAAGAUGUGGUUAAUUAUUCCAUCAGUAACUUCCUCUCGCACUACAAUUUUAUUACUUCUUCUGAAAUUCUCAUUGUGAUCACUUAUCCGAUGUCUUGCUAUAGAAAAUGCAUGUCAACUAUCGAGUCUAAUUGGAUUUACAAAUAUCCUAAAUCAAUUUUUGUUAAAUUUUAAAAUGGUCACAAUACAAAAAUUGUAAAAAUAUCACGGGAGUACAAAACAAUAUAUGUUGUUGAAAUAUUUUAUGUAAGAAUUACAAUAAAUAUAAAUUAUGUAUUAUA
Aethina tumida (small hive beetle) is the source of this 2994-nucleotide messenger RNA. RefSeq names its product ankyrin repeat family A protein 2. Lineage: Eukaryota; Metazoa; Arthropoda; Insecta; Coleoptera; Nitidulidae. The coding region runs from base 496 to 1239 and encodes 247 amino acids. Gene Ontology annotation, molecular function: protein binding. The record is from RefSeq and is a predicted model, not a curated record. The transcript is spliced from 5 exons.